Messenger RNA from Anguilla anguilla (European eel), 847 nucleotides. RefSeq names its product pancreatic and duodenal homeobox 1 (gene pdx1). The transcript is spliced from 2 exons. Gene Ontology annotation, cellular component: nucleus. Gene Ontology annotation, molecular function: DNA-binding transcription factor activity, RNA polymerase II-specific; RNA polymerase II cis-regulatory region sequence-specific DNA binding. Gene Ontology annotation, biological process: regulation of transcription by RNA polymerase II; type B pancreatic cell differentiation. The record is from RefSeq and is a predicted model, not a curated record. Bases 122 to 847 code for a protein of 241 amino acids. Lineage: Eukaryota; Metazoa; Chordata; Actinopteri; Anguilliformes; Anguillidae.
UCAAAGACACACCUAUGGGCCCUUAGCCGCACCAGCCAGAGGUCUCAGCAGGUACAGCAGGAGUUUCUGUCGGCAGCACAGAGACACAUGUGCACCCGCAGAGUUCCAGUCAUCGGCAGCCAUGAACAGGGAAGAGAAUUACUACACUCAUGGGACAUUUUACCAUAGACCCCAUGGCGAUAAUUAUAACCACAGCCCGCCACCCUGCCUUUACAUGGGCCGACAGCCUCAGUCCGUGUACGCCACGCCAACUCUCGGCGCGCUGGACCACUCGCCCCUUCCUGACAUCGUUCCAUACGAAAUGCCUCUGAUUCGGGAAGACCCGGAGGCGCCGCAGACGCACCAUUCACAGGCGUCGCAGCCGCCCAUCCAGCAGGCCGGUGCAUACGGAGACCCGACAAAUCUGGCGAUGCUCAGCGAAAGGAGCCGGUACCAGCUGCCCUUCCCUUGGAUGAAAUCAACCAAGUCUCAUGCGCACGCCUGGAGAGGACAGUGGGCAGGCUCCUACUUGGUAGAGGCAGAGGAGAAUAAGCGCACACGGACAGCCUACACACGUGCUCAACUGUUGGAGCUGGAGAAGGAGUUCUUGUUCAGUAAGUACAUCUCUCGGCCACGGCGUGUGGAGCUGGCCGUCAUGCUCAACCUCACCGAACGCCACAUCAAGAUCUGGUUCCAGAACCGUCGAAUGAAGUGGAAGAAAGAGGAGGACAAGAAGAGGGCUAGAGGGGGAGACCCUGAGCAGGACUCCUCCAUCAGCUCUGGAGAACCCACUGCCCCCUCCUCCCCCCAGAGCACCCCACAUCCAGCACAGCAGCCCAACAGUGGCACGCAGGCACUCUGCAUAUAG